AUGCCUAGUCCGCCCCCGCGGGCACCUGUUAAAUUCGCGCAUUGGGCAUGCGCACUACCAUCGACACCUCACGUGGUGUGGGAAAAACAUGGCGGCUUGCCGAGAUGUUUUUGGCCAGAAUCAACGCCCUUGCAGAAAAAAGCCAACCAAAACUACCUUCAGACAAACACGGCUGAAAUUGAGCUGAAUUUGUGCUAUAUGCAGUAUAUCGAUCAAUACAUAGGUAAUGGAGUGUUUGCUAGGCAAGAGCUCUUGAAGGGGCAGUUUAUUCUCGAGUACAGAGGAGAACUAUGUAAACAGCAGUCUGAUGGUGAUGAAAUGUUCAAAUACCAUUUCAGACAUAACAACAAGGAAUACUGCAUCGAUGCCUCAAAAGACACGUGUCUGGCAUGCAUGGUCAACGACUUGGACCGAUACACAAAGCCUAAUUGCAAAAUGGUUAAAGUUGUUGAUGACAGACAUCAACCAAGACUCUGUCUGUAUGCAACUGAAAUGAUCAGCAAAGACACUGAAUUGAGGUACGAUUAUGGUGUUGCUGAUGUACCUUGGAGAAAGCGAAAGAUGCUGUUAAAGAUGGUCAUACAGCUGCAGAUACUACAGAGGUCACAGAAACAUCUGAAGAUGCCCUCAGUGAAUCAGCAGAAGUCUUGGAACAUGCUUAUCAUGAUGCUGUAGGGAACAGUGGGACAGUUGCCCCAUCCACAGUUGUCUCUGAACAUGCUGAAGGGCCGCCUCAAGAUGCUGUUAAAGAUGGUCAUACAGCUGCAGAUACUACAGAGGUCACAGAAACAUCUGAAGAUGCCCUUGGUGAAUCAGCA
Molecule: messenger RNA, 818 nt
Organism: Mya arenaria
Lineage: Eukaryota; Metazoa; Mollusca; Bivalvia; Myida; Myidae
Product: histone-lysine N-methyltransferase set-1-like
Exons: 7
Coding region: 1-675 (224 amino acids)
Molecular function (GO): protein binding
Source: RefSeq, a predicted model, not a curated record